AUGUGGAGGGAACCCACUGUCUCUGAACUGCUGACUAUGCGACAGCAUGCAAAGAACCAGAAACAACAGACCCCAACACAACAGUAUCCUCCAGAACCACCUUCAUCUCCUCUUUUGUCCAUACCAGACGACACACCCACCACACAUACCACACCUACAAACACAUAUCACAACUCCUCCUCUUCAGAUUCUGACACCAAUAACACACAUAUACUCUACUCCCACAAUUACAAGAUGACCAAAUCUGCGAGAGUGGAACAGGCUGCUCCCAGCAAACUGCCAAAACUAUUGGUGGGCAAGCUGAUGCCUGAGGUAGCUCAUGACUGGGACAAUGCCUGCACAACAUACUUCAUGCACAAAACAAUUGCAGCUACAGACCAAGUCAAAAUGGUAGCAUUUGGCAUAUUGGACGCACACCUACAUAUCUGGUACCUUGCAUAA
This is a messenger RNA of Suillus fuscotomentosus, 441 nucleotides long. RefSeq lists its product as uncharacterized. Bases 1 to 441 code for a protein of 146 amino acids. NCBI's taxonomy places the organism in Eukaryota, Fungi, Basidiomycota, Agaricomycetes, Boletales, Suillaceae. The transcript has a single exon. The record is from RefSeq and is a predicted model, not a curated record.